Messenger RNA from Sphaerodactylus townsendi, 2523 nucleotides. RefSeq names its product phosphatidylinositol glycan anchor biosynthesis class Q (gene PIGQ). Gene Ontology annotation, cellular component: membrane; endoplasmic reticulum. The transcript has 14 exons. Lineage: Eukaryota; Metazoa; Chordata; Lepidosauria; Squamata; Sphaerodactylidae. The record is from RefSeq and is a predicted model, not a curated record. Gene Ontology annotation, biological process: GPI anchor biosynthetic process. The coding region runs from base 147 to 1943 and encodes 598 amino acids.
UGAAGAUUGCCGUGUGGGACGCUUGAAAGGCUACCUCGGUGCCAAGAUGAUUUUUUUCCAGUGUGCAUUUCAGGAUGACUUCAUGAGUCUUGAAUAGGGUUUCCAGAUUCAGGUGUUUGCCACACCCCACCCCCGGCGUCCCCGCCAUGGCGCUUAAGAUCUUCUUCCCGGUUUGCUGCUCCUCGGCCGAGAGUGGUCUUCUGGUCGGGCGGUGGAUCCCGGAGCAGAACUCUGCCGUGAUCUUGGCCACGGUCUGCUUCCCGUUCGUCCCUGGCCAGGUGAAGCAGUAUCUCGCCGAGGUGCAGCAGGCGACACAGGUCGAGGUCUCCGUGUUGGGAUCCUGGGCCAAUAGCAAGCAGGCAAAGAAGGAAAAGGGUUUGGACAGCUUCCUUGAAGACCUGGGCGCCAUUUUCUCCCACGACCCCUGGAUCCGGCUCAGCAAGGAGCACGGCAGCAAGUUCUGGAGCUGCAUCGCCACGUGGAGACAUCCCGACGGUGGCAAGGGAGGCGAAACCAUUCUGGUUUAUUACGACCAGCGCAAAGUGAUGCUCUCACAGCUGCACCUGCCGGGCAACCAGGUAGAGGCCGCUUCUUCUCUGGACCAGGCAGCGGAGAAUGCCUCUAAACUUGUGGCAGUGUUUGACACUGUCUCCCAGAGCCAGCUGCUCUUCAUGAAGGACAGGUACGACGAGGGGCCCGUCAGGCUCACCCACUGGCAGUCGGAAGGAGUCGAAGCCAGCAUAAUCGUAGAGCUCAUGAAGCAGGCCUCCGUGCCCGCCUGCCUGCUGCUCACGUUUUUGCUUUCGUUGGUCUCCCGCGUCUGUCAAAGCAGGUAUGUCACUUUGUGGCCCCAGCCGUUCGUCUGGAGCAAACUUUCGACUUGCCAACAGCUGAGGCACCGGCUGCAGCACCUCCAAGUUGUCAGCAGCACCAGGAAGGCGCCGGAUCAGGCCCAGCUAAUGAGAAAAGCCAACAUCUUUGUUUCUAUCCUGCUGGACGUGACCCUCGGGAUCCUGCUGAUGGCCUGGCUGUACCAGAAGAAUCGGAUUGGUCACCUUGCCAACGCGCUCAUCCCCAUGGCUGAUCACGUUGCCCAACAGCUCCAAGACCUCCUGCAGUGGCUGAUGGGCGUGCCAGCGGGCCUGAAAAUGAACCGAGCGCUGGACCAAGUCUUGGGGCGGUUUUUCCUCUACCACAUCCACCUGUGGAUCAGUUACAUCCACCUGAUGUCUCCUUUUAUCGAAAUGAUCCUGUGGUAUGUCAGUUUGUUGGCCUGCCUCGGCCUGACCGUCGCCAUGUCCAUCCUCUCCGACAUCAUCGCCCUCUUGACCUUCCACAUUUACUGCUUUUACGUCUACGGAGCCAGGCUCUACUGCAUGAAGAUCUAUGGCUUGAAAUCGGGGGAAGGCAUCCAUGUUUUUGAGCCCCCCUGCUCCGUUUCAGAGGAUGAAAUCCCAAAAGGAAGACAACGGACUGAGGCCAAGAGAAGGAUCGUUUGCCUGAAGACCCCUAGUGAGUUUGUGGCCAAAUUGUUUAUCGGCACCCUGUUAUUUACCAUCCUGCUGUUUCUUCUGCCUACGACGGCCUUGUACUAUCUGGUUUUCACUUUGGUAAGUUUGCUUCCGGAGGGUAAAAAGCCUGAACCCAUCUGCUGGGUGGACCUUAAUCCAACUUCGUUUCCUUUGUACUCCAUCUUGCUCCGUCUCUGCCGGUCCUAUCGACUUGCAGCUGGUGUGAAGUUCAGAGUCCUUGAGCAGGAGGCUGGGAAACCUCUCCGACUUCUCAUGCAGAUCAAUCCUCUCAGCUAUGGCAGCGUGGUGCAGACGUACCGGCUCCCGACGUACAGCUGCUACCCCAAGGACUCCUGGGGCUCUUUGUGCAAGAAGCUGUUUGUGGGCGAGCUGAUCUACCCUUGGAAGCACAAAGAAGAGAAGCAGGACUGAGCAGAGAUCGCUCCCUGCCAGGCCAGGAAGAGGGAGCCGCCUGCAGCGUCCGCUCCCAGGACAGAAGGCACCCUUGGAAACAGCGCUUGCCGAGCCAGCGUAAGAGGGAUAGGACCUAGAAGGAUUGCAGGCAGGGGUGGGGUUGUCUGGAAAAGGGGUAAGAGUGUUUCCGGCCAAGCGUUCCUUUCUUUUUCACGACGAUCGAUCUGAUUCGGGGUCUGCCUGCGUCAGCUGCACCUGAUGGCCUUUGGAGUCCUGCCAAAACUCUCCAAGACUUUGGAGUCCUGCCAAAACCCUUUUUUAUAGCCCCACACCAAUCACAAAUAGCAGAUGCUGAUGUUGCAAAAAAUCAUGCGAUGGAUUGAAGUUGGCCGUAGCUCCUGGAGUCCUCUGGGGUGCUUCGUGCUGUCCUGAGCGUUCCGGUUGCCCUUCGUCGCACUCGGAUGGCUUUGGGGACCAGUUGAGGGGUGAGAGCUUCAUGGUUCGCGCCUAUGAUUUUGUACACGUGCCGUAGGUUUUGAAUAGCAUCUCCUGUAUUCCUUUGGAAGCUGAUUCCGAUAAACACGCACCCACCCGCAAA